AUUUGCAAAAAAAAAUUGCCUGACUUUAAAGCACUUAAAAAACUGAUUUUUCUACUAUAAAAUAUCGAAACAACACAAAAUAUUUAUCUGUUUACAAUAUAAGAUGCAUAAUGUCACGUCUAAUGUUAUAUGGAACCCUUUUUAAAGUUUGCAGGCAGUUUCAUAAAAUGAGUAUCCCCGCAACCAAACCAUUCACUGUAUUCGUAGAAGGCAAUAUUGGAAGUGGCAAAACAACAUUCCUGGAACAUUUUAGACGAUUUGAAGACAUCACGUUGUUAACGGAACCUGUUGAAGAAUGGCGAAAUCUUCAUGGAUGGAAUCUACUGGACCUAAUGUACAAGGAUCCAGCAAAAUGGGCAAUGACUUUUCAAGCGUACGUUUCACUUACUAUGUUAGAAAUGCAUCGCAGAACAACUACUACGCCAGUAAAACUGAUGGAACGCUCGAUAUACAGUGCUCGAUAUUGUUUUGUGGAACACAUGAUGAAAUCAGGUGUCAUGCAUCCGGCGCAGUUUGCAGUUCUUGACGAAUGGUUCAGGUUUAUCCACCAGCAAAUACCUAUUGAAGCAGAUCUUAUUGUGUACCUGAAAACAACCCCUAGUGUAGUAUAUGAGAGAAUAAAGAAGAGAGCCCGCUCUGAAGAGCAAUGUGUCCCACUGUCGUAUAUAGAAGAGUUGCACAAACUGCAUGAAGACUGGUUGAUCAACAGGGUCCAUGCGGAGUGUCCUGCUCCUGUGCUAGUUUUAGAUGCAGAUCUGGAUUUAUCUCAAAUAACGGAAGAAUAUAAAAAGAGUGAACACAGAAUAUUGAGACAAGCCGUGGAUGUUGUUAUGAAUUCACCAAACAAACAUAGCCCUAAGAAACCUAUUACAGGCUCACCUAUAUCUAUUGUACCAAAGAUAAGACUUUAAUAUUGCUUUACUUAAUUUCUAAAACUUUAAAUGUCUAUUAUUACAGAAUUUCGAUGUAAUUAGUAGAAUUUUUAUUUAAUAAUUGUGUCUUGAUAUCACAAAAGGAUUUAAAUAUAGGAUAGGUAGGUAGUAGAUACUGAAUUUAAUAUAAGUGUGAUGUCAUGUAAUAGUAUUAAAAUAAUUAAAACCCAGUGUAGCUAAAUUUUAAAUGGCUGAACUAUGUUGUAUUCCAAAAUGUCUCUUGAAAAUUGCUUGAAAAACUUAUGUUUGUUUUACCUGAUGUUAAAUUUUAGUGCAAAUUUUGACAAAACAUUUGUUCAUUUGUUUUGAUUAUAUUUUGACUUGACUAAACUGACGCAUUUAAAAAAAUGACUUUGUUCUCAAUUGUAUGCUUUUAGUAUGUUUGGAUGUAUUGACAAAAUACUUAAAUUUAGUACCAGUACUAAAUAUUGUAUUUUAAACUUUCAUAGUAAAUGUCACUUUUCACAUUACAGUGUCUUAUCUAAAUAAUUAAUAACUGAAAAUAAAGUCUUUCAUAAAAGGUUACAGUUAUAAAAAUAUUUAUAGAUAGUAACUGUAUUCAUUGAUUUACAAUCCAAAGAAUCUAUGUUCAUGAAUGUAUUGAUAGUUUUGACUUAUUUAUAAUUUUGUUUAAAAUUUAUGCAUAUUAUAACACAAUUUGUAACUGUAUACUGUGUUUUGUAAAAGCAUUUUUAAUUAAUAAUUUAUUUAACAUUUCAAAUUAAUACAAUAUUAUGACAUUCCUCAUACAAAACCCGUUCAGUUUUUGUGGCGUUUUUGUGUUUUUAGUUAAGAUUUCUUUAGUUUUUUUGUAUGUUUUUAAUAGACUCAAGAGAUUUGUAAUUAUUAGGUCAAACCAAUUCUACUGAGAUAUUUAAAAAAAUAAUGUUGAUCCUUUAGAUUAUAAAUAUUCUUUA
Molecule: messenger RNA, 1849 nt
Organism: Papilio polytes (common Mormon)
Lineage: Eukaryota; Metazoa; Arthropoda; Insecta; Lepidoptera; Papilionidae
Product: deoxynucleoside kinase-like
Exons: 5
Coding region: 111-911 (266 amino acids)
Biological process (GO): nucleobase-containing compound metabolic process
Cellular component (GO): mitochondrion; cytoplasm
Molecular function (GO): ATP binding; deoxynucleoside kinase activity
Source: RefSeq, a predicted model, not a curated record